Molecule: messenger RNA, 2821 nt
Organism: Lolium perenne
Lineage: Eukaryota; Viridiplantae; Streptophyta; Magnoliopsida; Poales; Poaceae
Product: protein PSK SIMULATOR 1
Biological process (GO): positive regulation of growth
Source: RefSeq, a predicted model, not a curated record
GACUCCGCUACUCUGGCUUCCCCGCAACAGCGGCACAAGCCUCUCUCUCCUCUCCCCUGUCCCUCCCUCGUUCUCUUCCCCGAAUUCCGUCGGAAUCCCGCCGCGAAAUCACGACAUCUGCGCCUCGCGGAUCGCCGCGGGCUCCCCACCGCCCCUCGCCAGGCCGCUCGUUACAUGGACUGGAGCUGCUGGGAUCACGCUGCGCGCAAACCCUCGUGCUGAGCUGCUUCGCUGCGGCGUGGCUGGUCUGGUCCAGUUUUUGGUGGAUUGAGUCGAUCGAGUUGCCUUGUGGUUGGUUACUGGAGGGGAGGUGAUUGCUUGCCUGAUUGGGGAAUUCUGGAAGCUGGUAGAAUUGUAGUGGCUAGAUUGCUAUACUAACUCAGUGGAAGCUCAAAAGCAAUAUGGUAUCUAUGAUGGUGCAUGGGAGGUGAGCAGUAGUUGGGUUAGCACAAGUUGGGGAUCAGGAAUUCUGUGUAGGAAGGGAAAUGGGAGGCCUCUGCUCGAAGGUCUCAGCGGUGGACAAGUCGCCGAGCGACACCGCGCUUGGCCGGGACCAGAUAUUCGAUCAUCAGCCGGUGACCUUGAAGCAGGAGAAGUCAUCGUUGUUGUCCGAAGAGGCCGCGGCGAAGCGGGCAGAAGAUCAGCAGCAGCAGCAGCAGUCUUUCUCCUUCUUCGAGAGCGUAGUGCCCGGCCUUGCUGUUUACAAUGGUGCAGAUGCUGGACACACGGGGUCCAGGACGCCGCGGUUGGCUCGGACGCUGUCGCAGAAGGCUGGUUUGGGCAAGACAAAGGUUUCGGAAAUGAGCAUGAUUUUUGGUAGAGCUAGCACGGCUGGGCUCGGGAAGGCAGUGGAGGUUCUAGACACACUCGGAAGUAGCAUGGCAAGUUUAAAUGCUAGCAGUGCUUUCGUGUCAAGUUCAGCAAAGGGAAACAAAAUAUCUAUUUUGGCUUUUGAGGUGGCAAAUACUGUAGUUAAGGGUUCCAAUUUAAUGCGUUCUCUGUCCAAGUCUAACAUAAAGCAUAUAAAAGAAGUUGUGCUCCAUUCAGAAGGUGUCCAACACCUUAUAUCCAAAGAUAUGGAUGAACUACUUGAGAUUGCAGCUGCUGACAAAAGGGAAGAGUUAGAAGUAUUCUCAAAGGAGGUUAUUCGUUUUGGUAAUCGUUGCAAGGAUCCUCAGUGGCACAACUUGGACCGCUACUUUGAAAAGUUGGCGUCAGAAAGAAGAACUUCCCAGCAAUACCUGAAACGAGACGCGGAGGCAGUGAUGCAGCAACUGAUAAUUUGUGUUCAGUAUACAGCUGAAUUAUAUCAUGAAUUGCACGCAUUGGAUAGAUUUGAACAAGACUAUCGUCGUAAACAUCAAGACCAUGAUGGCUGUGGUUCAACAGGUGAAAGUCUGCAUAUACUAAAGCAGGAAGUGAAGAGCCAAAAUAAGCACGUUAAAAAUUUAAAAAGAAAGUCACUUUGGUCCAAGAACUUGGAAGAGGUGAUUGAAAAGCUUGUAGACGUUGUCCACUUCUUAGAUCUGGAGAUCUAUGAUGCCUUUGGUUAUGCUGAGAGUGAAGAACCACAAGAACCCGUGAGACACCAUAAGAGACUGGGACCAGCAGGCCUUGCGCUGCAUUAUGCAAAUAUCAUCAAUCAGAUUGAUACACUUGUUUCUCGAUCAAGUUCGAUCUCUCCAAACACUAGGGAUAAUUUAUACCAAGGUUUGCCACCUACCAUCAAAUCUGCUCUCCGGUCUAGACUACAAUCUUUUGAAAUAAAAGAAGAGCUUAUGGUUUCCCAAAUUAAAGCUGAAAUGGAGAAAACUUUGCGAUGGCUUGUCCCUAUUGCAAAUAACACGACUAGGGCGCACCAUGGCUUUGGUUGGGUUGGAGAGUGGGCAAAUACAGGGUCUGAACUGAACUGCAAACUAUCAGGACAGAUGGAUUUAACCCGAAUUGAGACACUGUAUCAUGCUGAGAAGGACAAGACUGAAGCACAUAUCCUUGAGCUUGUUGUGUGGCUUCAUCAUCUCAUCAGUAAAUCCAGAGCUGCUAAUGGAGAUGUAAGGUCUCCUAUCAAAUCUCCUGUUCGCUCACCAACACAGAGGGGUCACACAAUCAGAUUGCAGCAGCCGGACCAAGUGCACAGUUCGCCGAUUCUCACACCAGAGGAUCAGGAUAUGUUAAGCUGUGUCAAGUACAGGAAAUUUGUCCCUGGGAUAAGCAAAAGUCAAGAAUUUGAUACAAGGUCAAGGCAUAACAAACAUAGUAGAUUGUGCAAGAGCAGUAGCCAUUCUCCAGCCAGUGGCAGCAGGAAAGAUUUGCUCUCAGUUAGGAGGUUCUCCCUGCUUCCUGUUAUAGACUUUGAGAUUGAUAGGACAAAAGCUUUGGAUUUAAUUGACAGACUUGAUGAUCUCAAAACACAGUGAGGAACCAACCAAAAAGAACCUAGAAAUUAUGCGGUCAUCUUUUAUUCUGAAAUCCCUGAAUGGAUGUAAAAAUCGGUGUUUACCUACAGAAAGGCCACUCAGACUGGGGGGGAAACUAGCAGUAUAAAAGCAGUAUGCCAAUGUGAUGGUACCGAGAGUAUUGGUAUUUGGUGGUAGCAAACAUUGUAUCACCUAUCAUGGUCUGAACAGAAAGGGAAAUUAUUGUGUUAAUAUAUAUCUGUUGUUUUAGUUGCUUGUAUAAGAAUAUAAGUUUUGACACAAAAUCGCAGAGAUGAGAUCUCUAUGUUGUACAUAUUCAUGAGCGGAUAAUUUCAGUAUCAGAUGAUUCGUGUAAUAGUGUAACAGUUUGAAUGUAGAUGUAAGCCAGAACAAAUUUCACUUUA